AUGAAGGAAGAGAACGAGCAGAACAUGCAGAUCGUGACGUUCAAACUGGAGCAGAUCGCGUCGAUGCAGGAAACGACGCAGCAGAUGGAGGAGAAGAUCGAGGAGCUGUCGACGGAGCUGGAGAAGGAGAAGGCGGAGCGCAAGGAGGAGAGCAAGCAGCAUUUGGAGAAGAUUAAAGACUUGACGGCGAAGUGCAAAUUGCUGAAGGCGAAGAACGAAAAAAUGAAAGCCGCAGCAGGCGCAGCGCCUGCAGCCGCGCCCGCAAAGGAAAAACCGAAGAAGCUGUCGCUGUUCGGAAGGAGAGGAGCUGCAGCGGCGACGCCAAAAUCGGAGAGUGAAAGUGAGGAUAGUGAGGAGGAGGCUUUGUGGAUUGUUUGUUUGCCACAUUUCAGAGUCGCUCGGAAUUUAGGAAUGGGAGGGACGAUUGAUUCAGCAGUCUUUGAUUGUCAGUCCCACACAUGCUCUACGAACUCUAUGCUUCACCGAAUGUAUGAAUCCUUUUCAAAUCACCGUUCUAAGUCAAACCAUCACUCCAUCAAUUGA
Blastocystis hominis is the source of this 543-nucleotide messenger RNA. RefSeq lists its product as hypothetical. The transcript has a single exon. The coding region runs from base 1 to 543 and encodes 180 amino acids. NCBI's taxonomy places the organism in Eukaryota, Bigyra, Opalinata, Blastocystidae. The record is from RefSeq and is a predicted model, not a curated record.